This is a messenger RNA of Apis mellifera (honey bee), 1680 nucleotides long. RefSeq lists its product as uncharacterized. Lineage: Eukaryota; Metazoa; Arthropoda; Insecta; Hymenoptera; Apidae. The record is from RefSeq and is a predicted model, not a curated record. The coding region runs from base 592 to 1083 and encodes 163 amino acids. The transcript has a single exon. Gene Ontology annotation, biological process: Notch signaling pathway; sensory organ development.
UUUUCUAUCUGGAGAAACCGGAGAGGAAGGAUCCACCGAUCCACGAGGGGGUGGCCGCGGGGGUGACGAGGCCAAGAGCGCGCAGGUCGGGGUGGUAAGGUUGGAUUAGCGUCGGGGAGGGUGUCAGAGGAGGGAGAAGAGCGGCAGAUGGUCGGCGUGGACCCUGACGUGGGAAGCUCCGAAUUCUCCAAGUUCCCACAGCCAGAGUGCACCUGCCCUCCCCACUCUGUCACCCCGUCCUGCUCGCCUGGGCCUAUAUAAGGUCCGGGGUUGCUCGUCUAAGGCAUCAUUCGCUCACUAGCGUUUCGUUCCAAACCAACUCGCAAAGCGCACACGCAACUUUUUUCGAGUCUUCUUCGAGCCUCGAAUCAAGCUUACGUACAUACACGCAAAAUACACACGCUUUUUCAAAAAAAGAGAGAGAGAGAAAGAAGAAGAAGAGUUCGAGUUUUGCCGCGAGUUCCAGUGAGCAUCGUCGGAUCGUGGAGAGGAGAGAAAGAAAGAGAGAGAGAGAAAGGGAAAGAGAAAGACCGUAUUUAAAACCGGUUCAACCGAGUGUCUUCCUCGCACGAGACAAGGAGCAGAGGAAAGAUGGCCGCCGCCACUAUGAGCCACGUGUUCGAUUACGAGAACGAGCUGAACGACAAUCUGUACAAUCUGAAGAUGUCGGGGAAAGGUAGCACGACACCGAAACGGGUGAGGGGCGUGUUGAGACCGAUUCUGAGGCUGUUGAAGAAGAGGACGAGCAGAGGGAAGGUUGGAGGGAAGGGGCAGAAGGCGAUGCCGCAGGUCGAGAUCUUCACCGAGGAGGUUGACAAUCAGAACAAUGCCAACGAGGCGUUGGAGAGGAGAUUGUUGGCCGAGCUUCAGGACGCCGAGGAAGGGGCCGCUAUCACUGUCUGUUUGGACGGGCAGAUGACAGUUGUUCCCGUUGUUCCUGGCCAGUGCUACGUGCCCGUACAUUUCGCGCACACCCACGCGGGGGACUUCUACUGGACGACCCUGAGCAUGACCGACAGUGAUCUGUGCUACAAGGAGCGCGCCUUCUCGCAGCAUCAGACGCCCGAGAUGCAGGUCGCGUGAACAAGAGGAGAUCAUCUCUGGUGUCAUCACCUCACAUCUACCUCAACGAUGGAGAAAAAUAAAAUCUCGAUCUUGUCGAAGGGAUUUUGACGAAGAAGAAGAGGAAGAAUUCCUCGUCGUGCCUCGCCGAAUGUGAAGAUUCGAAUAGAGGGGAACUUUUGGGUGAUAUCUGAUUGGAGAAGAAGGUGGAGAAGAAGCAUGCUUGUUUUGAAGAUGAAAGGGGUUCCCUCGAAAGGGGAUUCAGAGACUGCGAUUUUAGAUAAGAUAAUAUCGAAACUGUGAUAAAUAGAUUGUUAGUUUUCCAACUGAUCUUUUGCUGAGAAAAUUGCGCUCUCUUUGAUUCCAUGAUCAGUUGGAGAGAUUAUUCUAUUUUUUUGAGCUUUCUUUUUUUCUUUUUUUUUUUUUUCCUUUCUUUAAACGAAUACCGCGACAAUGUAAGAAAGUUGAUCGCAAUUGUGAUAUUUGUACCUAUUUUAGAUUAAUUGUUGUAACGUAUACUUUGUGAUAUUGGCUUUAACAUCGUCGUAUUGACGAAACUUCCUACUACUGUCUUCCAAUUUAUUAAGAAUAUAAUAAUAAAAUCUAAUUGUAAACGUA